AUGAAUAACAACCAUAACAACAAUAAGAAGAAAAGCAAUAUUUGCAGUUUUACAUUCAUCUCACAAGCUCAGAUACCAGUAUAUGUUACUGGAGUUGAACAGAGUUGGAACUUUCUCAAAUUAGAAUUUGAUCGUCAGAGUGAUGGACUUCCGAGUCCGAAUGCUAGAUAUUAUCAAACCUUAUAUACUGGUCCUAAACUUUUUGCCGUAGACGACAAUGACGUAGUCUAUUAUCAUGAUGCAGAACAAUGGACUCCUUAUAGUAGUGCAUCAAUUAUAACAUACUCAUAUGACUCAGAUUUUGUAGAAGAUGAGGAUGAAAGUAAUGAUGUUUGCGUAUUAUCACCAGAUUUUCAUUAUGAAGAAAUAUUAAAUAAAAGACACAUGUCGGAUGCUAUUGUAUUAUGGUAUUUCAAAGACAAGAUGAAUGUUUCUUUAGACAAUGAUGAAAACGACCACUGGUUGCCAUAUUCUGAUAUUGAAAAUGAAAUAAUCGAAGAAGCGUAUCAGCGAAAGUCAAAUACAGAAUCAUUUAUAGAAUUAGAUGAUUAUUUAAUUGACUUCAAUCAAUUGGUACAAGUGAGCAAGUUAGAUAAUACUAAACAUCAAACAAUUAAACGUGUUAUUGCAAGUAACAAUGAACGCAAAUAUAUUCUUCAAGAACGAUUUUCUGAACCAUUGUCGCAAGUCUCACCUACAUCAUACACUUUCGGACACGAAUAUGAAUGGAGUCCAUUGAUUAUGCAAUGGAUACAGUCAAAAGUUGGUAAACAUUGUUUAUUUAAUGCGAAAAAAUGUGUAAGAAAAGCGAUUGAAGGCAUAAUGACUGAGGGACGUCUCAUUGGAAAAGAAAUUGAAGCAAGUUAUUUAGUGAGAAAAUUGGAACCUUGUAAAAGAUUGCUAAUAAAAGACAUAUCGAAAAUAUGUGUUCAUCUAUUUACAAGAGCUAGUUUUCUAUAUCGCGUCGUAAACACUGCACUACGUAAUAGUGAUCUAAGUAAAAUUGAUACACUGGGCCCUUAUUGUUAUCUACUUCGAGCUUAUAUACGUUCGGCUGGUACAGAAUACAAUGGAUAUCUAUAUCGUGGUUGUAAUCUCUCUGAGGAACAAGUCAGCCAAUAUCGCAAUGCUGUUUCUAUGAAAGAAUGGAAAACUUGGCGUAGUUUUACGUCAACAAGUAAAAAUCAACAAGUCGUUGAAAUCUUUGGAGAGAAUACAUUAUUCAUAAUUAAUGUUAAAGAAAUAGGAAUAUCCUCGAAUCGUGCUUUUAAUAUUCAACAUAUAUCACAGUUCCCAGACGAGGAAGAAGUUCUUCUACCAGCUGGUGUUUUAUUUCAAAUAGUAGAUGUUCAGAAAGAUGAAAAGACAAAAAAAUGGAUUAUACAUUUACAACUAUAG
Molecule: messenger RNA, 1398 nt
Organism: Adineta steineri
Lineage: Eukaryota; Metazoa; Rotifera; Eurotatoria; Adinetida; Adinetidae
Source: the annotation of a GenBank genome assembly